Rhipicephalus sanguineus (brown dog tick) is the source of this 9905-nucleotide messenger RNA. Its product is annotated as apical junction component 1 homolog. The transcript has a single exon. The record is from RefSeq and is a predicted model, not a curated record. Gene Ontology annotation, cellular component: plasma membrane; apical junction complex. Lineage: Eukaryota; Metazoa; Arthropoda; Arachnida; Ixodida; Ixodidae. Gene Ontology annotation, biological process: cell-cell junction organization. Bases 1 to 1194 code for a protein of 397 amino acids.
AUGUCCUUCCGAAACUGCCCUCUAGAUGCUCCGGACAGAGAUCAACGCCACGCGGAUGACGCACGAAGAUCGUUCGACGCGACAGGUGACGGGGAUUCGGAUUCCGAGAACCCUCCGCCGCCCGGCUUCUACGUGAGUUCUACGGCGACCGAGAGCUACGGCACCGAAACGACCACGUCGGACCAGGAGUCCGUAUCAUUCGCUACCGUCGGUCCCCGCGGCGCGGCGGCUGGCGGCGACAAGGCUUCCGCCACGGACGCUUCUGCCGCCUCAUUGCGCUGCCAGUGGAACGACUGCCAGAAGCCACUCCCAAAGACGGGCGUGGGCAAGAUAAGAGUGCACACGUGCCCUACCUGCUACGGCUAUUUCUGCAGCCGCGCUUGCCGCAACCGGCACCGCGACGCGAAGCGCUGCGCGCUCACUCGAAUCUCUAAUUUGUGCCAGGAGGUGCUCCAGAAGAUACGGCUGGACCAGGUAUCGCGACAGCACCUGUCGGUGUGCGCCCAGCGCGGCCUGCUCUCCCGCGGCCGCGGCGUCAUCCGACUAGUCUUUCAGGGAGCGCAGAGGGCCGCCCAGUUCCUCGAGCGUGGCUGGAGCGACGCCGGCGUGCGUGGACAGAUGUUCUACGUCGCUCGCGAUGACCUCCAACCGCACGACAUGGGAGCCCGCGUGUACGCGCGCGUGCGCGCCCUGUGUGACGAGUACGAUCCCCAGCGCAAGUUUGUCCUCUUGGUCGCCGUGUGUGUGACGUACGAAGCGGUCACGCCCUCCGGAGCAGGAGCUAUCUCGCGCGAGAUGGUCGUCAAGGCGGUCAAACUGAGGCUCAGCGGGCCACUUCCCGAAGACGAUGUGCAGACGCUCAUCCUCCCAGUAGCGUCGCCGGUGAUGGCGGGAUCAAACGGCCUGCUGCCGCCCCAAAAGCAGCGCCUGCAAGGGCUGCACCACGUCGCCAGACAGCUGGAAAUCAGAGGCGUCGACCUGAGUGCCUGCUAUCCAGAGCUGUACGCCAAGAUACGCGCAUUUGUGGACACAGGAGAGAUGUUCUCGCCUGUGUGCAUGUUCCCCACGGACGCCCGCUCGGGUCAGGUGUUCAUGUGCGUUGUGCUGCCAUUGGCAGAUCAGGAGCUGCUUGACAGGAUGGCGGGUACACGGAGUGCUGCAGCUGUCAAAGCUAAAAAGCGCUGGAUGUUCUAACGGGCCAAUGAACAUCUCUCAAUAUGCGGUGAAGUGUUACGACUGAUGCGAGCGGUCAUAGUAUAUCUGUUACUCCUCUGGGGAGACACCAUGAAAUGCGUAAUGAGGUGACAGCGUGAGGAAUAUUAUGCGUAAGCUUGAACAAUUAGACUUGCUAUCGCAGUCUGUUUUGCGCAAGGUAAAGCACGAAUAGGUUUUUUUUUUGCUUGUCUUUGCACAAGGACAUAUCACCAUUGGUCCCUGAAAUGGUUUUUGGAAAUUAUUUAAGCGGUUAUAGGCUACAACCAGAGCCAAUUUUUCCCAUUACAAUUUAAGCGAGACACCUUGUAUCAAUGGGGCUAGGGUUACCCUACAUUUGGUUCUUGAUGAAAAGGAGAGGUUGAGCUCUUUUCUGCGCCCUUGCGGGAGCAUAACUCGGCGCCAAUAGGCCUCCCUCCUCCUUGCCGUGCUUUCCUCAACUUCAUCGCCGAGCAGUCGGGACUAAGUAGCGUCUUCAGUGAUCCACCGCUGGAGCGCCGUAGAUUGCGGAGAUCGUGCUCCGUGUUUGGUUGAUCUCCACGCCAUCAGGUGCCGCGACAUAUAGUAUCAAUAGUAUCCAGCCACUUGCAUUUACUCCUCCUGUACAAACGCUUCGCACGAGCUACACACUUUGCGCAUAACGCUUAAAUCGGUCUGUCAGUAACCCGAAGGAACCAUGAAACACGUUUAAUUGGUUUGUAGAAAAGUCGUCACAAUCGUUUCAGGGUUUCUUUAAUUAAAGGGCCCCUCACAAGGUUUGGAAAUCACGCGUGCACGGACAAGCGCGCUACGGAAAGCGGUGGCGAUAGUAUCUGCAAAGUAGGGUGAUUUGAUUGCGGGUUGGGAGUGCGCAUAGGUGCUUAAUUCUGCAACAUACUUACAGAGCACGGCGCAGCGCCUGAAAAGUAUGAGACUAGCUUGGCACGAAAACGGUCGAAAUCAGACGGCCAUUCGCCCUUCCUUUUGAUGCAUUGCGAGCGAGAGAAAGGUCGCACACACAAAUGGUCCGUGCAAACGCACUGCUUGCAACGUCACCGACCACGUGACGUGACUUCGGUUAAUUACAUAUAUCCAAAGCGGAAUGCCACUGGAAAUUCGCGGUGCAGCAAAGAAAAGACGGAAACAGAAAGGAGACUAGGCCCGUCAUGAGGAGAAUGCGCGGUCUUUCGGCUCCGGUACACGCCAAAUGCAGGGAAGGUGCGCUUGCGGUUGCCAGGUGAGGCAUUGCCGCCGAGUACCCACCGUUUUUUCUCAUUGGGAGAGAGGCACCCCAGCCUGGGCGCUCGGUGUCGUGGGUACAAACAAGAAGAUAUCGAACUCGGAUAAAUCAAAUUAUCCUGUAUAUCGAGUUAUUUUUGAACACAACAAUGUUUUGAUGUCAAUUCAUGAGAAAACCUACGGCUACAUCGCGAGCAAACACAGACAGAACACGAAACACGCCAAGAAGUUGGCUUUCCCUAACAGGAGGUUGGCUUUUUCUAGCGGAAGGAGGCUUUCAUGCACACAUUUGGGAGCGCGAGAAGUGCCAAGGAAGACCAGAGGCUUUAAGCGCUCGAUGAGUAUGCAGAGCUGCGUAUGAAGAUAUUGAGGCGUUGCUUACAUUGAUACUGUAUUUUCUCGCGUAUCACUCACCUCUGCAUAUAACCCGCACCCCCAACUGCAAACCGCAGGAAAAUUAGAAAAAAAAAAAAACUGUCUGCGUAUUGCUGUGAAACCUCCUUCCCUGCAAUGCCGUGAAGUGGUGCCGUGAAGCCAUGUUGCAUACCGAAGUUAGCACUCAAUAUACGGCAAAUUCUUUAAAAGCUUUACAUAAAAUUAUACAAUAUAUCGAACUAAUCCCCCCCCCUUUUUUUUUGAAUUCGAUAAAUGUGGGUUUGACUGUACCAAUUUCUCAAGAAGGUGACGUAUCCACUCUCCUCUUUCGCUCCCCUUUUCCCAACGGCACUGUGCCGUGCUCCCUGAUAGGUUGCAGAAAUAAGUGUCCUUCCUCUCUUCAAACCACUACUACUAAGCUAAGCUCUACGAAAGUUGACGUUGAGGUGGGGAAGCGGAACACGCUAACUUCUGCAGCCCUAAUGGGAGCACAUCUCAGCGUCUGUGGAGAGGGAAGUUGAAAGAACGUGGGAAGGGUUAGAUGGGGAUGGGGUGUCAUAUUUGUUACUUGAUGUAACGAAAAGGCCCACAAGGAAGCAUGGCAUAGCGUCUGGGUGGGGUGUCCCACAUGACGGGCUGUAGAAAAGAGCACCUCUUGGCGGGUAAUGACAGGGCAGUUAAAUUGCUUCUAACUGCAGGUGAGGGGCCAUUUAAAGGUAAAAAUGUUCUUCAGUGUGCAAAACUAUAAAAUACUACAAUGCAAAACUGACGUUACAUCACUUGGGGAUACAGAGAAGGGUGGCUCGCAUUAGGACGACAUGGCCCAAGGCCACUGAAAGUAUAAGGAUAGGCUUCAGUGUGUGCAACAGCCAAUGAAAUGCCUGAUAUAUGCGAAGAGUUGCGUAAGCACAUGGAGAAAUCUCUGUACUUCAAUGCCACAAAACAUAGCAGUCACAGAUGUAUGUACGUAAAAUUGAAGACUGCACAGAAAUUCUCACUACUGCUCCUUUAAAGCUGAGAAGUGUAUUUAAAUAUGACUAUUUACUAUAAGUAAAGACAAGCGAGAAAGUGAGGAACCUAACACAAGCACUGGAUCUGUGUGCAUGUGCUCCUUUCCACUUUUCUCUAAACGUUCUCACUGCCCCGUUAAUCACUUCAUGAUAAUGCAUUGACCUAUCCAGCUUACUUUUCUCGUAUGCUGAAAAAAUAAUUUAUUUGACAAAUGCUUCUUUGGCAUGCAUUAUGGUCAGCAUACACACAGUGUGUCCCUAGCAUUGAAAAAAGUAAACACGAUCAAAACGUGCCCUCUUCUCUCAGCAUAUAGCACGCAACUUGACCCAACCUGUUACACCACAGUCUACCUUUAAUGAUGUAAAGGCACAGUUAUCUUUCAGCUGAUUUUCUGCACCUCGUAAAUACAGUAUAUUGGGGGGGGGGGACAAAAAAGUAAAGACAAUAAAGAAAUGUUAAUUUGCAUAUUUCUUCAAAUAUUUCAAAACAUUAACUUUAAACUACACUCUCUUGAAUGUGCUAUCCAUUGUUCAAGAUCGUUCAGCUGCUCUUGCAUUCUAAUGGCCCUCUGUACAUCCAUUACUUUCUUCAUGUCCUCUACAUCUUGUAAAUGCUUUCCUUCAAGCUCUUAUUUCAGUACUGGAGAAAAGAACUUGCAAGGGGCAAGAGACAGCAAGCAGAGAGGUUAAGGUAAGGCCUCAGCAUCACAGUUUUGUCAGGAAGUGCACCAUGAAGCGGUGUACAAACCACCUGUCUGACUACCACAAAUGGGAGCAUUUUCUACAAACUUCAUCGUAAAGCUGUCUGGCUGCCCCAAAUUAAACAUUCUCGUUGAUUGCCUGACCAUUUCGUACAAAUAUAAGGUUAAUAAGUUAUAUGAAAUAAAAACAUUUACCAAGAGAGAACAGAAUGUGAUACGCAUACAUUGCCUUUUGAUAUCCACUGUCCAAAAACUUACAAACAUGGCGACUGAGUUUCAAACGAAAGCAGUGGUGUGCCCCUGCGAAAAGACAAAACUUUUCACACGGGUACUGCUUGACCAACUAUAUGUCGACAAUACUGUGUAUGUGCACGUAGUGGCAUGGGUCAGUAUUAUCUACUCUUCUACUUCAGUAAAUAUGCUACUUACUUUUUGGUCCCCCCUCAUACUAUGUUAAAAUUAACACCAUUGCUUAGACUGACAACAGUAAUCAAUGGCAAUGUGAAACGUUGACUGCACCUGUGUUCCAAACACCAGAAAUAACCAUUUGAAAAUCACAGGUAAAGUAUAAGAUUGCUCUGCACUGGUAUAUAAUUCUCAUAUUGGCUAGAACAUUCUAGUGUGGCAGAACGCAGCAUCUUUGUGAUGUGCACUAUCUCUCAAAAGUUAUGUCACACUGGAAGCUGGUUGGUCAGGCCUCUUAAGGAUUGAAUUCCGCUGUUGUAAAUAACCAUUGCUCUCACUCAAAACCUGCACAUGUCUUGUGAUAUCUACACAGUCAGGAUAUGUUUCACUUGAAUGCAUAUGCUGCUUUGCUUCUGGCUAUGAGCUCUUUUGCUAAACAUUCACAAAGAGCAUCCUGGGGUGCCACAUGCUGCACAUAUGCCCUGUUAUUGUGUUUGCUUCAGUACAUCAUGAUCCCAGGAAAUUAUCAAUAAAAAGGUAUAAAUCAUAGAUCAGCUGUGUAAAUACAGGAUUUGUCUAGAAAGUAGUAGGACUGAUUUUUUCCCGCCAAAACUUGGUAAAGGAGGGGGAUGUUCCUGUGCUGGUUGGGUGGUGGAGGGACUUAGCUACGAGCGCACCAGUCGCCAGUCGUCUCCAAGCCUUCACGGAGUGUAGACCGAGUUUAAGGUGAACCCCUAUCAAGGUGCCUUGUCAUCCCCACAAUGAAUUUUGUUAGAGCAGCAUUACGCGACAAAGUUUUACUUCAAACUGGAUAAAAUGGCGUGUGAAACCCAUGACAUGAUCAAGAUGGCUUAUGGGAGUGAUGCCAUAGGUCGAUCAAGUGUUUUUGAGUGGCACAAAUUGUUUCGGGAAGGAAGAGAGCAAGUUGAAGACGAGCAAUGGUCAGGACGUCCUUCCACAGCAAAAAAUCACGACAAUGCGCCGAUCCACAUUCCUCUCAUGGACUUCCUGAUGAAGCAUGGCAUCACAAAGCUUACCCAGCCACCCUACAGCUCUGAUGUCACUUUUUCAGACUUCUUCCUCUUCCCCCGUCGGCAAAGGGUUAUGAAAGGACGGCACCACGGCUCAGUCCACGCCAUUCAAGAGGCCAUAACGAGCGUGCUCAAGAGCAUUCCGGUUUCUGCAUUGCAGGGAGCCCUCAGUGAUUCGCAGAGUUGCUGGAAACACUGUAUUGAUGCAGAAGAGGCAUAUCUUGAAAACUAUUGAUAUGUCAGAGUUGUGAAUAAAUGUUUUUUUUAAUUCAGUCCUACUACUUUCUGGACACGCCAUGUACAUUGAAUCACUAGUGACCAUUUUGUGACCUGCUUUGAAAUCAGAAUAUGUAUUUACAUAAAAUACAGCAACAUCUUUGCCUCCAGAAAGUUUGGCUAUAAGAUUGUGAAGAGAAAAAAAUUAACACCUGUGCCUUCGUGCUGAUUUUUGCACUAGUACAGGUAUGUGAAAGAGGAAGACUCGCAUUUCUUCUGUAAGUCUGCAAGAGGCAGAAAGUAACACAUUAAAGUUAUAGAGUUUCAUCAACAUUUGACUUUCUGGUGGCCAAAGAUUGCACGUGUGCCAAAAGAGGAAAGUUUCGUCACAGUAAACAGAUGCGGUAUCAAAUGCCAAAACCUAAAAGUGGUCACGAGUGUCCCACUAAGCAGAAACAGCUUGUGUUUUGCGUUUGGAUGCAGGUAAAUCUGCAUAAGAAACAUCUUGUAUACUGUGUUUUGUCAUUGCUCCCGUGACAUAUAAAGCUUUGUCAUGCUUGUUCCGUGCACAUAUGUAUGUUUGAGAAUGGUAUGUGGUACUCAAAGAGAAAAAGCACUACACAGACUUGGUGAAAAGAUGACGCUGGAUUUUCUUACCAGAUUUAUGUCCCACCAGACUGGAGAAACUCACCAGUGCACAAAAUGCCAGCAUGAAGAAACAGUGGCUGCAAUGAUAGAGGCACAGUAAUUGCACAUUAAGUGGCUACAUCCACCUGUAUAUGGUGUGGCCAUUGAGUUGUAGACAAAAACCAUCCGUGUGGUGCUGAUAGAGAAGCCUAGUGGUUGUGACGGAAGGAGUCAUGGUUCACCUUGAAUGCUGUUCAUAGAGAACUUCACAGGCAGGGGAAGCUCGUUCCGUAUACCUUGUGGUUUGAAAACUUGGUGCCAAAUACGGUAGCAUUCUCAACAAAGAUAUGUGAUGUUUGUCAUUUCCAAUAUUGUGGUUUUUUCCUUGUGAAAAAAAAAAUAUAUAUAUGUCAAUCAUAAUCGCAGCCAAAGUGUGAUGGUGUUGUAGUUCCUCGUAUGGGAAUAUGUGUUGGCACACAGUGUUUGCUAGUUAAGCACAACACUUUUUUUGACUGUUCCUUUUUGAGUCUGGGAUCAAAGUUGCCAGUUGUAUAAGAGCACAUUUUUGCCUUGUGGUUGAAGUGACAGUCAAUGUUUGCAGUGUGUAAUAUGAGUAGUAUUAUUUUUUGAGGCACUCAUUAAUUGUUCACUAGUGCACCAAUCAACCUAUAUAUGCUUUUGCCAUCUCUUCUGAUACAACACUCAAGCUGUUUGAACACUUGUUUUGAACAAGACGCCUCCUAGUUCAUUCGGCUAAUGAAACGCAUCAACAAAAUAGGUACGUUAAGUUGUCAAGAGUGUUCCAAGUCUGUCGGGUAGAAAUCAGUCUGCCUUUGGCAAUGUUGUACUUAUUACAGCAAUUACUUGUUGCAGGCAUCAACUUUAUUAGUUGUAUCAAAGCCACUUUUUGAUGUGUGCCUUGUAUAAGAGGUACGAUGUCUAUGUGUAGUAUUGUGUUUUUGAUCACCCUGUUGUUUCAAUGGCAUUUGCACAUUUUACAACACACAUUUGUAUCCUGUGUGCAUUCCAGCUAAUUUUCCCUGCUUUAAUGUUUAGCAUGAGAUAAAGUUGUCACAAAGGGCUGAGAAACUGUGUGCACUUUUGUUGGAUUCAGCUAGGUAUUCACUAAAUAGGCAUAUUGGCUUUACAUAGUUACCACGUUCAGCCUUUGCAAAAUGGUAAUUUUUUUUGUCAGGUCCAUUAGUGUGAGGAGGGAUGAUUCUGGGCCUGUAUAUGUGUGACUGAAGAAUGGAUAAAUCUGCAGGAUGACAAUUGAUGACACAAGAGUAAGACAAAUACAAAACAACACAAUAUGGGCUAAUGAUCUGAGAUGUCUAGAUAUACGUAGAGUGUACAUAUAUUGAGUUUGUGUUUCUCUUGUGUCUGUGUCAUUUUGGAAAGUUUUUCCAUUCUUCAUUUUGCUGUAGUUCUUUGAGAACUUUCCAUUCUACGAGAUUGAGAGGGUCUGUAUGAACUCUUGUAACACUGCCAGUUGAUGCCCUUCAGAUUGACAUCAAGUACAGCGAGUGCUACGGGAGUCCUCCCAUAAGAGCUGAAAACAACUCUGGUUUUCUUUGCAUCAGCUUAUGAGCUCUUUGGCAAAGACGGUUCAUGUUGAAUGAAGGUGAAGUAUUUUUGCACAGUCACUCUUAGCGAAGUGAAAGCCACUGUGCUUCCACUUUGCACAGGAAGGUUAGGCACUGAUGUACUCACAAAGAUUAGACAGCUUUAGCUAAGCACUAUUUACGGCCUACUCUCAGGCAGUGCAAAGAAGUGCACUGAUUUUGCAUUUUUAACAGGUGUGUCUUAUUACGCACAGUCAGCUUGGCUCCAAUCAACAAAGUCAAAUGAGCAUGCUGUUAUGCCCCACUCAAUUGAUUCUGCCGUGGAACCAACAGUGUUCAGACUCCUGCUGCCAGCACGAAUGUCGUGCGUGCACAUUCCUGCUGGGAAGCUGUAUGCAUUUAAGGACACACUGGUCUGAGUGAACUGUAAAUGCUAUGCUAAAACUCUCCAUUGUGGGAUACAUCGAACUGGGCUAUUUUCUUGCUGCCUGUUUUUAAGGCCAAUGCUGGAAAGAAUGUGGCGAAGCUACACCAAAGAGUGGAAGGCUGUUCUGCUGGAAACCAGGUGUAUCUACUUGCAAGUUGUUGAAGAGCUGAAGUUAUUUUUAAAGAGUACCCAAUGGCAUUUAGAUUAGCCCCAGAACACACUUGACUCUCCCAUCUUCAAACUUCAAACAAACCCAGUCACAGUCACAGACCCCUGUCUCAGGUCAUAGACUGCAGUUAGCGCAGCAUAUUAGUGCCAUAAUGUACACUGCAAUUACAAACUAAAAAUUGGCAAUGUCAUUAUGAAAAGUACAACUGUUUCUCACUGCAUUGGUUUUCUUUUAAAUAUAAGAAGUACUUUUUAAAAAGUGGAACUGAAAUAGAAAAAUGACCACAAAUGAACAAUUAGCCACAUUUCUAUUUUGCCUCAUUGCCUUCUGUUGUUCGACCACUACAGUCCCACUGAGUCACAUUCUGCAUUUUGUGUUAGUGUGAGUGGUGCAUGAUGGCCGUUGGACGGCACACACGAGUCAGGAAUGUCAAACUUUUUCUUCCUCUUUCCAGUGUUGCUUGACCAUGACCUCCUCAAAAUGUUUCGAGUGCUUUAGUGUGUUCACAAACCGAGCUUCAAGCUUUCUUCGAAACCACUUUUGAGCAAAGAAAACCUUACAACCCGUGCUUACCAUCAUUUUAUACCUUACAAGCACCAACCUGUGUAUUAGCUAUAACCCUGCACCAAAACUUGUGACGAGCAAGGUGUGCCACACUUUUAAGCAAUUACGUACUUGCGCUUCUUUUGCCUAGUCAUUUGAGGAUUCAAUAGCAAUGGAGAGAAAGUUAGCUCUCAAUAUAAUGUUACCAGCCUUGUGCAAUGACAAAUACAUUACACACCUAGCAAUUUCAGAACAAAGUAGCCAGAAUAGAAAGCAAAGACUAUGAAUCCAUUUUGGAAACUUCUGUUUUGAUUAGCUGAAUCUAUUUUAGCAGCUUGUGACAAACCAGCCAAUUGGCUGCUCAGUUUUCUUGCAGUCCUUUGAUUAUUUAUCUAUGAGUGGAUUC